CAAAUCGAUGACCUGCCCGGACCCGAAACCUAUCUUCCUUCUUCUCUGCCUCGCGCGAUUCACUUCGUUCGUGACGUCGUCUUCUACAAGCUACGAGUGCAUCCUGUAUUCGGUUUAUGAAAUAGAUAAAGAUGGGCAGAAAAGCCGGAACCUUGUACAUCAAUCCAAAGAAAUUUGGGAAUCUUCAAAAACCUUGUGUAAGAGAGAUGGUUUCAUUUCUCCAGUGUUUGACUCUUAGCCAAAACAGCGACGCGAGAUGCAGCCGGCAAAAGUCACUUCUGAGUGCCUGCAUGGAUGCUCAGACUGGCAACAAACGAAAGCCUUGGGGCAGCAUCAACUAUCAUCUUCAGAGGCUUAAUCGCGGAGGCAAGUAAUGCCCUAAUCCUUACUUUUAUCGAACUUGUGCCUAUUCGAGAAUUUAUGAUGAUUUUUUGAAGAGGAUUUCCUGAGAUCAUUGCAAUGUAGAGACAAACUACUUCAUUAAACACAAGAGAUGUCUGGAUUUGAGCUUGUUUUCUCUUAGUUAUUGUUCUUUUAA
Andrographis paniculata is the source of this 538-nucleotide messenger RNA. RefSeq lists its product as uncharacterized. Gene Ontology annotation, biological process: mitochondrial translation. NCBI's taxonomy places the organism in Eukaryota, Viridiplantae, Streptophyta, Magnoliopsida, Lamiales, Acanthaceae. The record is from RefSeq and is a predicted model, not a curated record. The coding region runs from base 132 to 374 and encodes 80 amino acids. Gene Ontology annotation, molecular function: structural constituent of ribosome. The transcript has 3 exons.